Anneissia japonica is the source of this 1661-nucleotide messenger RNA. Its product is annotated as RNA-binding protein 3-like. Lineage: Eukaryota; Metazoa; Echinodermata; Crinoidea; Comatulida; Comatulidae. Bases 150 to 605 code for a protein of 151 amino acids. Gene Ontology annotation, molecular function: RNA binding. The transcript is spliced from 5 exons. The record is from RefSeq and is a predicted model, not a curated record.
UUCGUACCCUUGAAUUAAAACUGAUUCGCGCCGGUUUGCAUUCUUUUCUUGGUUUGGGUUCAGCUCCGUAGUACCGUACGAUUAAUCAGUGGCAUAAAGUCAUUUUCUGUAUCAUUUAGCUCAAACAGGUUAAGAAGACAGAAGACAUCAUGUCUGAAGCUGAUGAAGGAAAGGUGUAUGUUGGUAAUCUAAACUUUGAAACAACCGAAGGCGAAAUCAGAUCAACAUUCGAAGAAUUUGGGCAGAUCAGCGAUGUAACAGUUGUCAUGGACCGAGAGACAGGCCGUAGUCGCGGCUUUGGAUUUGUACAGUUUUAUGAUAAAUCGGCCGCUAUGGCAGCAAUAAGUCGUAAUGAUAUUGAACUUGGUAAUAGGAUGUUAAGAGUGCAAACUGCAACAAAACCAGGUCAAGGACGAAGAGGAGGUGGUGGUGGUGGUUAUGGUGGUGGAAGAGGAGGAAGUAGAGGAGGGUACGACCAAGGCUAUGGUGGAGGCGGUGGCUACGGUGGAUCGCGUGACUAUGGUGGUGGUAACAGAUAUGGCGGCGGCGGCAGAAGUUACGGGGGUGGGUAUGGUGAUAGAUAUGAUGGUGGAGGACAGUGGUAAAUUGAUCAUAAUCUUUUCACCAUUUAUGUUAGCAGUUUCUCAAAAAUGGUUUCUGAAAAUUUUGGGGUUGGGCAUUGGGAAUGAAAACUGUACUUACAGUUAAUGUUUUGUAUUUUAAUCAAAGUGUUGCCAACGUAAAUAAAAAUAUUGCAUUUAUAUUUGUAAUACCGGCAUACAGCUUGUGGUUUCUCCUAAAGAUGUACCGUCUGUCAUAAGCUAAAAAUAUUGGAAAAUUAAAUUCCAUAUUUGAUUUGUUUAAUUUUUAUAUUUAUUAACAUUCGAUUAAAAAUUUGACUGAGGAAAAAUUACCCUGUCGGUUAACAGGCAGUUCAGAUAAUACCUUUAAAUUCUAUUUCAUAGAUGCUGAAAUUUGCUGCUUGUCAAUUCAAGGAUUUUUGGAAAUCAUUAACUGUCAGUAAAUUAGCAAUUGGGAGUAAAAUAUUUUUUGAUUUUUUAAAAUGAGUUUUUACAGAUCUUCAUUUAAAUUGGAGCGUUAUUUUCCCAAUUAUUCUUUUGCUGACAGUACGUGUUUAAUCUUUUUUUUUUUUUUUUAUGUAUGAAAGAAAACAAUUUUGUAAUUUACAUCCGGUCUGCAGAUUUGUUGUAUCAAAUGUAUAUCAGUAGAUCCUAAGUAAUCAUUUAAUUCGCAGAAUUUACACAGGGUUAUAUUGAAAACAGUCAGUAAGGCAUUUUAAGCCAUUCUGUAAAACAGUGCGCUAAAAAUAUACUGUAAUAUAUUUGCAUAAGAUUAUCAAAGAAAGGAUGAUCAUUGAUUGAUUGACAGUUUAUGAAUUGUACAAUAUGCAUACUCUACUGUUUAUUUUGAUCUACUGUUUUUAGACAUGUGUUUAAAUAGCAUAGUCUUCCGGACGAUUAUUUGCCAGUUGGUUUUUUUUUUUUUAGUUUCCUGCUAGUAUUGUACAGUAUACACUCGGCCUGCAUUUUUCAAACUUAAUGUAUUAUUAUUCUGUGACAGUUUCCUGCGAAUUAAUUCUAUGUUGCAUGUGAUGAUAAUGUUUUCAAAUAAAUUCUGUUAAAUGUAUUUCGGGCAAUGAA